This is a messenger RNA of Kuraishia capsulata CBS 1993, 3150 nucleotides long. RefSeq lists its product as uncharacterized. NCBI's taxonomy places the organism in Eukaryota, Fungi, Ascomycota, Pichiomycetes, Pichiales, Pichiaceae. Gene Ontology annotation, cellular component: mitochondrion; glycine cleavage complex. The record is from RefSeq and is a predicted model, not a curated record. Gene Ontology annotation, molecular function: glycine binding; pyridoxal phosphate binding; glycine dehydrogenase (decarboxylating) activity. The transcript has a single exon. Gene Ontology annotation, biological process: glycine decarboxylation via glycine cleavage system. Bases 1 to 3150 code for a protein of 1049 amino acids.
AUGCUUAGAAAUGCUACGAGAUCUGUUGCCAGAUCGGCUUUUUUUCCGGCCAAAAAUUUGAGGGUAUUGGCAAAUUUUUCAGCCCCCUCGGUCUGUGUGCCUUAUCAGACAGGAAGCACUGUUUGCAAACCACUGGGAUGUCGGAGAUACAUGGCCACCCAGGGAGAAAAAGCAGAGAUAUCGUCUAAGAAGUACGGCUCUGUUUGGGACCCCAAGACUCUUGAUUCGAGUUACGACCAGUUGGCUGCUUUGGACACAUUUGCCAGAAGGCACUUGGGGCCCUCUCCAGACGAGGUCUCCCAAAUGCUUUCAGUGGUUAAACAGGGUGAUCUCGAGAACUUUAUCAAGAGCGUGGUACCCGAAAAUGUGCUGGUUAGAAGACCAUUGAAAAUCCAACCGGCAAAGGGAUAUUCCGAGUCCGAGAUGCUGGUCAAGCUGAAGGAGAUUGCUUCCAAGAACAAGACCACCAAGUCGCUGAUUGGAAAGGGCUACUAUGGAACUAUCAUGCCCCCAGUCAUCCAGAGAAACCUCCUGGAGAACCCGGGAUGGUACACGUCUUACACACCUUACCAGCCCGAGGUAUCGCAAGGUCGGCUGCAGAGUCUUUUAAACUUCCAGACCAUGAUCACCGAUCUUACUGGAUUGCCCGUCGCUAAUGCAUCAUUACUUGACGAGGGAACUGCAGCAGCCGAGGCGAUGCUUUUGAGUUAUCAUGGGCUCAGAGGAAAGAAGAAGACGUAUGUGGUGGACGGCAAAGUCCACGAGCAGACCCUGGCUGUGAUCAAGAGCAGAGCAAGUACGUCAGAUAUUGACAUUCUGAUUGCAGACUUGGGCUCAGAUGAAGGACUGGAGCUCUUGAAAGCCAAAAAGGAAGAUGUAUGCGGUGUUUUGGUUCAAUAUCCAGCCACCGACGGUUCCAUUGGUUCCAUCAAGAGGUACAUCGAAAUCUCCGAAAUAGUCCACGCAAAUAAGGGUCUUUUUUCCGUUGCCUCGGAUUUAUUGGCUCUUACCUUGUUGCACCCACCUUCAACUUUUAAUGCCGACAUUGUGCUUGGUAAUUCGCAGAGAUUUGGUGUUCCAAUGGGCUACGGUGGGCCACAUGCGGCGUUCUUCGCAGUCCAGGAAAAGCUGCAAAGAAAAAUGCCUGGUAGGUUAAUUGGUGUUUCCAAGGACCGUCUUGGCAACCCAGCUUUGAGGUUGGCUUUGCAGACUCGUGAACAGCACAUAAAGAGAGAAAAGGCUACCUCCAACAUUUGCACUGCCCAGGCCCUGCUGGCUAACAUAGCUGCUAUGUAUGCCGUCUACCACGGUAUUGGAGGUCUCAGAGAAAUUUCUUCGAGAGUUUUUGGUCUCACAAAACUGCUGGCUACUCAAAUUUCAGAGAACUCGCAGCACGUGGUUUUGACCAAAAGCUUUUUUGACACCUUUGCAGUCCAAUUGAAGGGAGAGUCUGCAGACUCAUUCCUGGCCCGUGCUGUUUCUGAUUAUGGUUUUAAUUUGUUCAAGGUGAACGAUACCACUGUUCAAUUGUCUUUGGAUGAAACUGUCACCAAAGAAAAUCUUUCUGGGCUAAUUGAGCUUUUCACUGGAGCCUCUGGGGCCCUGGCCAAUGUCACCCAAUUGCCAGUCUUCAGCUCUGAAUGGACCAGAAAAGACCAAAUUUUAAGCCAUCCUGUGUUCAACACUUAUCACACUGAAACUUCCAUGCUGAGAUAUCUUUUUGCCUUACAGCAGAAGGAUAUUUCGUUGGCGAGCUCCAUGAUCGCGUUGGGUUCGUGCACCAUGAAGUUGAACGCUACAGUUGAGAUGGUUCCUCUUUCUUGGCCUGAAUUUGGAAAUCUUCAUCCAUUCGUUCCUAAGGACCAAGCUGCUGGUUACACUCAACUUAUAAAUGAGCUGGAGGCUGAUUUGGCCGAUAUCACUGGCUUUGCUGCCACCACGCUCAUGCCGAACUCAGGUGCUCAGGGCGAGUUCACCGGUCUGAGUGUAAUCAGAAAAUACCUGGAAUCAAAAGGAGAAUCCUCUCGAAAUGUGGUUUUGAUUCCAGUAUCUGCUCAUGGUACCAACCCUGCUUCUGCUGCAAUGGCUGGACUGAAGGUUGUUGCUGUGAAGUGCCUGGCCAAUGGGUCUUUGGACCUGGCCGAUUUGGCUGAAAAAGCUGCCAAACACUCUGCCAAUUUGGCUGCCGUGAUGAUAACAUAUCCUUCUACAUAUGGGCUUUUUGAGCCAAGUAUCAGAGACGCCAUUGAUAUCAUCCACUCCCAUGGCGGACAGGUGUAUCUGGACGGUGCCAACAUGAAUGCUCAGGUAGGUCUGACAUCACCCGGUGACCUGGGAGCUGAUGUUUGCCAUCUCAAUUUGCACAAGACCUUCGCCAUUCCUCACGGAGGUGGAGGGCCUGGUGUGGGACCCAUUUGUGUGAGAGAGCACCUGGUUCCGUUCCUGCCAACCCACCCUGUGAUCGAGACUUCCCACACGAACUCACAAAGUAUUGAGGCUGUGGCUGCUGCUCCUUUUGGAUCGGCCUCUAUCUUGCCUAUCAGUUACUCUUAUAUCAAGAUGAUGGGUGGUGAUAAUAUCCAGUACUCUUCCAUCAUCGCUAUCCUAAAUGCCAACUACAUGAUGUACAGGCUCAAGGACUACUAUGAGAUCAUGUUCUUGGGCUCCAGUGCCAAGUCGGAGUCUGCUAUCAAAUACUGUGGACACGAGUUUAUCAUUGACCUCAGACCUCUCAAAUCACUUGGUGUUGAGGCCAUUGAUGUUGCCAAGAGACUGCAAGACUAUGGUUUCCAUGCUCCUACAAUGUCUUUCCCUGUCCCAGGCACCUUGAUGGUGGAGCCCACCGAGUCGGAGAACCUGGACGAGCUGAACAGAUUUGUAGACGCUAUGAUCUCCAUUCGCAAGGAAAUCGAUGCCUUGGGCAAUGGAGAGUCUUGGGGCCAGGUGUUGAAGAAUGCUCCACACGAUCUGAAGGACGUGGUCGGUGGUGACUGGGAAGGAAGAGGUUACACCAGAGAACAGGCUGCUUUCCCUCUUCCAUUUUUGAAGGAGAACAAGGUUUGGCCAACAGUUGCAAGAGUUGACGAUACUUUCGGAGACAUGAAUCUGAUGUGUACCUGUCCAUCGGUGGAAGAGGUCAGUGAGUACUAG